This is a messenger RNA of Volvox carteri f. nagariensis, 2781 nucleotides long. RefSeq lists its product as uncharacterized. The transcript has 15 exons. NCBI's taxonomy places the organism in Eukaryota, Viridiplantae, Chlorophyta, Chlorophyceae, Chlamydomonadales, Volvocaceae. Gene Ontology annotation, molecular function: GTPase activity. Bases 1933 to 2781 code for a protein of 282 amino acids. The record is from RefSeq and is a predicted model, not a curated record.
CGCUAUAUUCAUAUUACCGUAUUACGGCUCCUUACUUGGGCCUCAUUACCGCCGCCAUUCACGAGUUUCAGCGAUGUCCGCUUAUCGCAACUGACAUCAUAUUUGCCUCCACUCGCUAUAAUAGCGCAACGUGACAUUACCAGAGCGCGCUGAGUUUCCACACCAUCACCAUAACACAGAAUGGCUUAACCUGCUUCUGAAAUAUAGCAUAUCUAUCUGUCAAUCUUAUCUGCUGACCGACCAAAUCGCCUACACUACGCCCUUCAGUGCGAGCCAUCAGUGACCAUCUUUCCCUGCAGUACUCCGAGAACGUAUGCACAAAGUGCAAGCUCCACCUACUCGUGCCACGUCACCCAAGCCGACAAGCUAAUGUAGCCUCUACCUAUUACAGCCACCAGCCAGCAUUCAUGUCCGUAGACCGCGCGAGCAGCUAACCAAUAAUCGUCCAUCACAGCAUGUGUGCAUGCAUAUACACGAAUACCCAUGGAUCAACAGACAGUGGCCAGUCUGUUCGGCCGACCGAAAGUUGGGAAGCCGAGGAGGAUGGGGGAAGGGGCAUAAUCGAAACAUUCCAUCUGUGCGUGUGCGUGAACAGGUCGCGACACAUCGGGACACGUGUGCACACACACACACACACACCGCAUAAAUGUGAGCACGUGAUGCCUGUUUUUGCCUCUUACAGCCCCAAUGGAAUCUUCCGAUUCCGUACGGAACUCCACAAGAAAGAGCCAUGCUCCACAAACACACGCUGUGUCUCACCUAUAUAUAACACACACGCAGUGGCUCAUAGUGUAUAUCCAUUGCUACUCGCACUCUCACCCUCGUCAUCCCGCUCGCUCCUGCGGCUACUGCUCAUACUACUGCUGCUGCCGCCGCCCAACGUCCCCAUGAUCCCCAUUGCACUCCCCGCCGCGGCUGCAGCCUCCCGGGCCGCCGCGCCGCUACUUGUCCGUAUCUCCUGCUGCCGCCUUGACAUGGCGCCCAGGGCCGCGCUGGACUGCUGCGACACGGCGCGACUGCCGCUGCCAAGCAGCGCCUGCAGGUCGAAAUGGCACUGCGCCACCUCACCUGCGAGGGCGGUCUUCUGCUGCUGGCAAUCGUGAAGAGCGCCCGCCCGGUCGGACAGCGCCAGCUCCGCCUUGGUCUUAGCUUCGUGCUCCAUUCGGGCCUUGGAUUUAAGUUGCUGUAUCACUCCUUCCUGUUCGUUGAUGUUGGACUCUUUGAGGUCGACACCCUUCCGGAUCCGGUCGAUCUCCCAUUUGAGCUUCUCGAUCUCGCGCUCCUUCUCGAUCAGCUGUGCCUGGAGUAUGGCUUCCGCGGGGAGGCUGCGCAGGGAGCUCCGGAGCGCCCUUGAAGACUCAGAGGCUGUGAAGACGAAGUGGGCCACAAGGAAAACACCACAGACGGCGCAAAGCAGGUAAAUGUACGUUUGAAAGCUGAAGUUCGUCUGGGGCAUGGGCUGGACAGCUGACACUGUGUAGCUUCGAGAUGGUGAAAAUCGACCGGUAAGCGAUCCUUUGGCGCUGGAAACACGCACCAUUACGCGGUCCAUCAUAGAACUGGAGCUAAACGGUAAUGACAGCUGAGGGGAACGUCGAUCACCCACAAACCGUUAAAACCCGUUAAUCAGACUGUAAAUUGUCAUGUAAUAAUUUAUCAACCAUGAACUUGUUGAGACUGUGGAAGGAGAGAUAAACCGCUAGCGUCAGGAGCCAAUAGUCCGGGCCUAACUUGAAGCUACAACCUAGGAUCAUAAAUUUCCCUGGCGUGUGGGACAUACAGCCGUUGUCUAAGGAGAUGAAGCCAUCGCAGUAACCUGGGUGCCACCUGGAGGCCAGGGUGCCGUGAAGAUGGCGGAUGGACGCCGCCGGGACGCCACGAUAGCAGCAGCCUAUUGACAAGACACACACGGCCUUUGUUGCACGCCGUCCCAUGGGGAAGUACGCUCAGCUUGUGAUUGGCCCAGCGGGCUGUGGCAAGUCAACGUACUGCAACCACCUGUACGAGCAUUGCCAAGCUAUUAAGCGAUCAGUACAUGUCGUUAACCUAGACCCAGCCGCUGAGGCCUUUCAAUACCCGGUCUCCCUGGACAUACGCGACCUGGUGUGUUUGGAGGACGUCAUGGAGGAGCUGGGGCUGGGACCCAAUGGCGGUCUGUUGUACUGCAUGGAGUACUUGGAGGACAACCUUCACGAGUGGCUGGGGGAGGAACUGGAGGGUUAUGGCGAUGAGGACUAUCUGGUGUUCGACUGCCCCGGCCAAAUAGAGCUGUACAACCACCUCUCCGUGUUUCGGAGCUUCGUGGACUUUUUAAAGAAUGACGGCUGGUCUGUGUGUGUGGUGUAUUGCCUGGACGCGCACUUCGUGACCGACGUGGCCAAGUUUAUGGCCGGCGCGCUGCAGGCCCUGGCCGCCAUGGUGAAACUGGAGCUCCCCCAUGUGAACAUCCUGACCAAGGUCGACCUCAUGGAGGACAAGAACCAUUUGGACGAGUUUCUGUUCCCGGAUCCGGAGCUGUUGCUGCACCAGCUGGCGGCCUCCACGGGCCCGAGAUUCCGACAGCUCAAUCGGGCCAUGGGGGGGCUGCUGGAGGAGUUCUCGUUGGUGUCCUUUCUGCCGCUGGAUAUCACGGAUGAAGACAGCAUCGCGGACAUUCUGGGUCAGAUCGACAUGGCGAUUCAGUACGGCGAAGAUGCCGAGCCGCGAAUCAGGGACGAGCUGGAGGACGGCGGUGAUGACGAUGAUGAUGAUGGCGGUGGUGACGGCGGUGACGACAUUUGA